AUGUCACCUCGCUCAUUCCCUGCUGAUCUUGAUCCUGUCCAUAAUCGUCUGGAUUACCUUGAUUUGCAAGGUGAAAUCAAAGAUCACUUUGAUAUAAAGCUAUCCGUAGCAUUCAAGUUCUUGAAGAAACCGGGACACUUCUGCACAUUCCCUACCAUCACCACUACGGCUUUAUCUUCUAUUCGCCUUGAGCCUGAGCCUGAGGUUGCGGCAGUGACAAUCAUGCAUGACAUCUUGCUUAAUCACAUUGCACCGCUUGUCCAUCAGCGCUGGUUCUGCUGGGAUGCAGUCAACCUACCUACAAAAAUGCUUCAAACAUCACCGGAUGAAAGUUCUCCCACCCCCUCUUCCAAACAUGUUCAACCAGACCACUUCUUGCUUCCCGAUCCCUUGAACUUAAUUGAUGCUCAUCAGUCUCCCAACAACAGUAUCACAUCUUUUGCAUCUGAGUCAUUUGACUUGCCAUCCUCGUGGUCUGAUACCAUCGGUUCUGGUGACUCCACUUUCCCUACUUUUGGCAGCCCAAACUUUACAUCUACCCCACUCCCUCAACCACCUGCACUUCCUGCAUCCAUGGCGAGUGGGGUCACAAAGCUGGCGCCCUACACGACAUGUACAGCCUAA
This is a messenger RNA of Suillus subalutaceus, 624 nucleotides long. RefSeq lists its product as uncharacterized. The transcript is spliced from 3 exons. The record is from RefSeq and is a predicted model, not a curated record. NCBI's taxonomy places the organism in Eukaryota, Fungi, Basidiomycota, Agaricomycetes, Boletales, Suillaceae. Bases 1 to 624 code for a protein of 207 amino acids.